Molecule: messenger RNA, 4344 nt
Organism: Daphnia magna
Lineage: Eukaryota; Metazoa; Arthropoda; Branchiopoda; Diplostraca; Daphniidae
Exons: 2
Coding region: 1-4344 (1447 amino acids)
Source: RefSeq, a predicted model, not a curated record
AUGGCAAGAGGCAAAAAGACAAAGGCAGCCACGGCUUCUCAAAACGACAACAUGGUUGCGUCCAGACUUCGUUCUCAACCGGUACCAACGGAAGGUAAAGAUGAAUCGACACCCCCAGCUGAUACCACUCAACAAGACAAGAACGUUUCGCGAGAUCCUCAACUUGAGACGAUGGAACGUGAUUCCACACGUAAGCAGAUCCAAAUGACCUGUAGCUGUAUUAGCAAGCACAUCAAGGAAAGAGGAUCAAGAAGAGCCUGUCUAGGCUUACUCAACAAACUCGACGACAUGUUAGCCACUGCUGAAAGACUCAAUCUAUUGGUGGUACACCCGUCCGACGCUGACGAAUUCUCGAAGCAGGCUGAAAUCCAAAUCAACCUGUUCACGCUUAUCGAGUCGAAGAAAGAAGACGUGGAAGCUUAUGUCAACUUAAGAGCUGAUGACGAAUCUUCAGCUUUGUUCUGCAUGCAGUCAGUCAAGAGCGUACCACCGGCGACCCGUCACUUUGCACCGGAAAGGAAUGAGGAGACUCAGUCGGAGAAAUUGCUAGCUAAGGUGCAGAAAAGAGCGGCGGAGGCACAACAGGAGGCUGCCCAGAUGCAGGAGCGACUUGAAGAAGUAAAGAAGAAAGCCGAGCGGGCGACUAAGGAAGCAAGCAAACUAUCCGAUGCUGUCAUACGACGCGGUUCAGCGCCAACCAUCAAUAGCAGUCCAUUCCACGGUUGGGGACAGGGGGACGGAGCGAUCGACAAUUGGCGUCGCCGUUCUACUCACGAACCGACCAAAGAGGAUGGAGAGGAAGAAGCACCAGAUGAAUGGAUCGACCGGUACUGCAACGGCCAAGAAGAAGCCAAUUGGUCAUAUUCUAGCAAAACGGCAGCACGCGGAGAGCUUCCUAUCUAUUCCGGAAGGGCAAUUGACUGGUUUUGGGGGUCGGACCUGCUACGUUCGAUGGUUCAUGACCAACGAAUGGCACCUGGAGAAAAGCUAGCUAUCUUAAAGAGCAGACUACGAGGAGAUCAACUCGAAAUCGAGCAGGGCCUUGGCGGAGGGAAAUCUGCCUAUAAGGCCGCUCUAUCCCGGCUCAAGCAGUCGGCUGGACGUCGCGAAGUGAUGCGAAUAGCACUGCUCAGUGAACUCGAUCACAUGGAGCUGGGCAGAGAAAAUUCAUCAUUCCGUCGCUUUGCUGAAAGAGCUCGAACCAUCUUCUUCGAUUUAACCCGAAUUGGGGAGAAAUUUAAUGCCGACCUCAUCCAACGAUUGAGCCGUAAACUGCAUCCGGCGGAUCGACUUGAGUGGAAUUCCGGACGACGGACUGGAUUAGAACGGCGCCCCCUAAAGGAAUUUGGAGAGUGGAUGUGCGAAAGAGCUGCAGCGUAUCAAAAUGCCUACAGUCUAGCAGCAGAGCAAUUUUUGCCGUCUGGAGAGAACAAGUUGCCUCGCCGCCAACCAUUUCCAACAACAGGUUGCGCCAAUCACAUUAGCCUGGAGCCUGGCACUACAGACAAACCGAAGAGUCGCUGCUAUUGCUGUGAGGGGGAGCACCGGUUGAUGGCCUGCCCAACAUUCAAAGAAAUGCCUACGAUAGAAAAGGUACGGUUCUGCGUCAAGCGCCGCUUAUGCAUGAAAUGUUUCGGGACGAGACACUCUGCAGCCGAUUGCAAAUUUGGAAAGGGCUGUGGAGUCAACGGAUGUCAUUAUAUUCAUCACCCAUUGCUUCGUGAUCCUGGAGAGAAACACGCCAAUGGCAACAGCCAUCAUACAUCACUUUCAGCCCAGGUAGAUCGUGUCAAGGUGGCGCUAGGCGUUAUCUGGAUGGAAGCUUACACAGCGGAAGGCCAACUCAUUCCAGUAUCAGUGCUGAUAGACGAGGGCAGCGAUACGACGCUGUUUCGAGAGGACUUUCUCCAACGGCUUAAGAUCACCGGAAAAGGUACUACCCUAGAUCUCGUAGGAGUUACCGGUGCAGAACGCUACAAGUCGCAGAAAGCCCCGGUUCGAUUUCUUUUACCGGAUGGGGAGGAGGCCAUCAUCAAAGGAAAGACGAUCCCGCAGAUAUCUAGGCUGACUCCGAUUGACGUCUUAGUGGGCCUCGACCACUCAAAUCUACUUGCAGUAUUAGAAUCACGCGUCAGAGGUGAAUAUGAACCUUUCGCAUCUCGCACUAGACUCGGCUGGAUCGUCCGCGGCCUUCUUGGGAGUGACAUCGGACCGAUGACAACGGCCUACAUCCAUCAUCUCACAGCGACAUCCGAGUCCUCGCUCGAUACAGAGUUCAAGAAAUUUUGCACAACUGAAAAUUUCGGUACUGAAUUUAAAGGAGAUGGCCUCUCAGAAUCAGACAGAAUCGCCGAAAAGAUCGUUGAUGAAGGCCUGAAGAAACUCGACAUUGGGUAUGAAACCCCACUCACGUGGCUCAAAGGAGAGCCAACAUUUGAAAAUAACAGAAAGCUAGCUGAGCAUCGUUUGCAAGACCUGCGGGAACGAUUCAAGAGAGAUCCAGAUUUGGAGACUGAUUACAAAGCCGCGAUCAAGAAAUACGUCGACGAAGGCUAUGCAUCGCGUGUAGAAGAGGAAGACUUAUACUCGAACAACCAGUAUUACUUGCCACAUCACGGUGUCUACAAAAAAGUGAAUGGUAAAAAGAAAAAGAAGCUUCGAGUCGUCUUCGACGCCGCUGCAAAAUGGAAGAAGAAAUGCCUCAACGACGGAAUGCGACAGGGUCGAAAACUGCAAAACGACCUAGCCAAGGUCCUCAUUCGAUUCCAGCUGGGGGAGAUUGCCUUUGCAGCAGACGUGACUGCAAUGUACAGCAGGAUUCGACUUCGACCACAAGACGCUCGCUUUCAUCGAUUUCUCUGGCAAGAUCAAGAUUCUGACGUCAUUAUUACGUACCAAAUGGAUCGCUUGCCAUUUAAAUCAAAUUGUGCCCCAUUUCUCGCCCUAAAAGCCGUUCUCACAGCCGCUUCAGACGCCACUAGAGGGAGAGAAGAAUGCAUGGAGGCAGUGGAGAAGAAUAUGUAUAUGGAUGAUCUAUUAAAAGCAGUCGACAACGAAGGACAUCGUGAUUUAGCGUCGGAUUACAUCGAGAAGCUACUGGGAGCCUUCUACGAGCCAACGACAGACGAGAUGACGUACCGGGUGAUUGGAGUUGAAGAUCUUAAAUGGUCGCGCGCUGGAUUGCUGAGCAAGGUGGCGAGUAUCUACGACCCCCUAGGCCGAGCAGCACCAGCACUGGUAAAAGCAAAAAUUAAAUUGCGUGAACUAGGUACCAGAGGACUAAACUGGAACGAAGCCAUCAGCGGUGAUGACAAGGAGUGGUGGCAAAUCUGGUUCAAGACGCUGGAGAAACUCAAUGACUUUUCGAUGCCACGGAAUCUGCAACCGGACAAAGAAAAAAUCAUCCAGAGCGAUCUUCUAACCUUUGGAGAUGCAUCUGAAGAGGCCUAUGCAGCAGCCGUAUAUCUACGCAGUGUCUACGAGGAUGGCACAUCAAAAUGCAGAUUGGUGAUGGCCAAAACCAAACUGGCCCCUCGGCAGACACAGUCAAUUCCAAAGUUGGAGCUGAACGCAGCAGUUCUCGGUGCUCGACUGGCCACAUUCGUCGCAGACGCGCUACAAAUCUCUGGACUCAAUAGAAUUUUCUUCACUGAUUCCAGCACUACCAGGAACUGGAUACGAGCCGUCGCUUCACACUACAUGCCGUUCGUCAGCCAUAGAAACAGAGAGAUUCAGUAUCUCACCGACGCUAACGAGUGGCGUUUUAUCCCCGGGAAAUUGAACAUAGCAGAUGCUGCGACGCGGUCCCUAUUGACUGACGGAGAGCCGAUUCCACCAAGAUGGCUGGAAGGACCAUCUUUCAUCGCUUUACCAAUUGAGCAAUGGCCGAAGAAUUUGCCUUGGGUGGCAGUAGCAGCAGAGAAAAGAACUGCCCACAUCCACCACGCAAUUUCUGAGCUCUCCCUUCAUGAUUGGAGAAAAGUAGUCAUCGACUCGAAGAACAUCUCAACAUUCUUGAAGGUAGAAGGAGAUGCCAAGGAGACUAUAUUAAAGUGCCAAAAGGAAGGAUUCCGUGAAGAAAUCAGUCUACUAUCAAAGGGCAAGCAAAUCCCAAAAAGGUCAAGCCUCAUUCAAUUAACUCCUUUCUUAGACAAAGACGGAAUUCUCCGAUUGGGUGGACGGAUCCACUGCGCAAAGCUAUCAUAUGAGGUUUUGCACCCUCCAAUUUUGCCUGGGAAACACCCACUUGCAGAAAAGCUGGUGACAGCAGUGCAUCAGGAUUCACAUCAAGCAGGCACUGACUUUCUCCAUGCCAAAAUUAGGCAGCACCUUUGGAUCCUGUAA